Messenger RNA from Cynara cardunculus var. scolymus (artichoke), 1098 nucleotides. Its product is annotated as 60S acidic ribosomal protein P0-like. Gene Ontology annotation, molecular function: large ribosomal subunit rRNA binding; structural constituent of ribosome. Gene Ontology annotation, cellular component: cytosolic large ribosomal subunit. Lineage: Eukaryota; Viridiplantae; Streptophyta; Magnoliopsida; Asterales; Asteraceae. The transcript has 3 exons. The annotation marks the transcript as partial. The record is from RefSeq and is a predicted model, not a curated record. Gene Ontology annotation, biological process: ribosomal large subunit assembly; cytoplasmic translation.
GGAAUAUAAUUACAUCCCCAUCYCCAACGGUUUAAGGAUACGCAAUACACUAAAUCAUUUAGAGGGUUUUGGAACCAUCAAAAGACAAACCCUUAUUAUGCUAGACAAGAUUCAUCUCUUAACGAUCCAAAGACUGUCUAUUAAUGAAACUAUUAAGAGGUAAAUAAAUUGUCAUUUGUAUUAAAAAGUAGAGUUUCAAAAUAGAACUAAACUAUCAUAGAAUAGAAGAUGGACUAAACUUGUGUAAAAUUGGAAUUUAAGGGUGGGCUAGGCACCCCUUAGCCCAUUAGUCAGUCUGUCGGCCCAGUCUACCAUCCAUCUUUUCUGUUUACUAUUAGGGUUUUGUAGUUGCUUCCGUUCAUUCAGUGUAAAACUCUUCAACACGAUCUCAACUUUCAACAACCCAGUUUUAUAGCAGCAAUGGGGAAGGUUUCGAAGGCUGACAAGAAGAUAGCUUACGAUCAGAAACUAUGCCAACUUCUCGAUGAYUACACGYAGAUCCUUGUGGCGGUGGCUGAUAAUGUCGGUUCCAACCAGCUUCAGAACAUUCGACAUGGUCUUCGAGGCGAUUCUGUUAUCCUUAUGGGCAAAAAUACUAUGAUGAAACGAUCUGUCAGGAUGCACUCUGAGAAGACUGGAAACAAGGCCUUUUUGAAUCUCAUCCCUCUUCUUAUUCUUGGGAUUAGGCCGUUCUCAUAUGGUCUUGUGGUUCUUACUGUGUAUGACAAUGGUUCGGUCUUCAGCCCAGAGGUGCUUGACCUGACUGAAGAUGACCUGAUUGAGAAGUUUGCGCUUGGAGUCUCCAUGGUGACAUCUCUAGCAUUGGCCAUCCAUUAUCCAACCAUUGCAGCUGCUCCACACAUGUUGAUCAAUGCUUACAAGAAUGCGUUGGCCAUUGCUGUGGAGACUGAUUACUCUUUCCCUUUGGCAGACAAGGUGAAGGAGUACCUUGAGGAUCCAAGCAAGUUUGCUGUGGCUGCUCCAGUAGCUGCAUCUAGUGGUGGUGGUGCUCCGGCAGCAGCUGCUUCUGCUCCAGCUGAAGAGAAGAAGGAAGAGCCUGCUGAGGAAUCGGAUGAUGACAUGGGUUUCAGUUUGUUC